Molecule: messenger RNA, 1005 nt
Organism: Cariama cristata (Red-legged seriema)
Lineage: Eukaryota; Metazoa; Chordata; Aves; Cariamiformes; Cariamidae
Gene: MRM1
Product: mitochondrial rRNA methyltransferase 1 homolog (S. cerevisiae)
Exons: 5
Biological process (GO): rRNA methylation
Cellular component (GO): mitochondrion
Molecular function (GO): RNA methyltransferase activity; RNA binding
Source: RefSeq, a predicted model, not a curated record
GUUUCUCCAGCGGUGGUCAACUCCCACACCUCCCGUGAGGGCCUGGGCCCACAGAGCCAGCCACGAGCGUGGCACGAGUCCUGCGAGAGAGGGGCCAGGCAGGCUGCGCCAGCCAACAGGGAGCUGUGGAGAUCGCGAGAGGGUGACUUCUCCAGGGCGAGGAAGAGGCUGGAACGAAAGCCUGUGUCUAUCAUCGAGAGGACUGAAGGCUCAGAGAUCGUAUUUGGGAUCGCCCCGUGUUCCCUGGCCCUCUCUCAGUCGAGAAGGGACCUGUUCAGGUUGUUCCUCAAGCAGGGCAGCGGCUCUCGGCAGCUCGUCAUGAGUGAGUUUAUCCUUCAGGCCACCGCCCGGGGAGUCCCUGUGCACCGCCUCAGAAGGAGAGAGCUGGAUGCUCUUUGCAGAGGUCGGGUCCACCAGGGAGUUUGUUUGGAGGCCACUCCUCUCCGUUUCAAGAGUUUGGAGGAAGCUGAAAAGCCUGAUUUGGGGGAUGAAGAGAGUCCGAACCGACAGCUGAUUUGGCUGGUGUUGGAGCAAAUCCAGGAUCCCAUGAACCUGGGGGCACUCCUGCGCUCUGCGUACUUCUUGGGGGUGGACAGAGUGGUGACAAGCCGGAGGAACAGCUGUCCGUUGACUCCAACAGUGAGCAAAGCUAGCUCUGGAGCUAUGGAAGUCUUCGAUGUCUACAGCACAGAUGAUCUCCAGAGCUUUUUGAAGGCUAAAACUGCAGAAGGCUGGGAAGUCGUGGGAACGGUCAGCAAACCUGAGGAUGUGGAAAAUGUUCCUGUCAUCAGUUGCUUGGAAUUUCGGUGGACUAAACCCACUAUUAUAGUAAUAGGUAGUGAAGGUGACGGACUUUCCCUAGAGACACAGCUCCUGUGCCAUCGGAUGCUGGCCAUACCCCCUGGCAGAGCGCUUCAUCCUGGAAUUGAGUCGCUCAACGUCUCUGUUGCUACAGGUAUUAUCCUGCACUCCAUCUGCAGCCAAAAGCUGAGGCACAGUGAUUAA